This is a messenger RNA of Cooperia oncophora, 315 nucleotides long. The record is from the annotation of a GenBank genome assembly. NCBI's taxonomy places the organism in Eukaryota, Metazoa, Nematoda, Chromadorea, Rhabditida, Trichostrongylidae.
AUGACAACAGAAAUGGAAGGAAUGGCACAAGCACCAACCUGUAAAUCAAAGCCGGCAAUCCUUUACGCAUGGGCCAAAGAUGCACCUGAGCUAAAACUACCCGAAGGCGUUGCGUUCCGCGUUGGUGGCGAUAGUGGCAUUAAUCACCUUGUCCUACAGCUUCAUUACAUGCAUGAUCGUAACGAGCCUGAUCACAGUGGUGUCACCCUGUAUCACACCGAAGAACCACAACCCAAGACUGCCGCUACUAUGUUGCUCGUCACCGCAGGACUUCUCCCACCAAAGAAAACUGGUACGUCGAUUCUGCUAGGGUAA